Cuscuta epithymum is the source of this 1580-nucleotide messenger RNA. The record is from the annotation of a GenBank genome assembly. Lineage: Eukaryota; Viridiplantae; Streptophyta; Magnoliopsida; Solanales; Convolvulaceae.
AGCUCGACCAAGCCACCCAAGAAAGAGAAAGAAAGGCUCUCCAACCCUCCUCCAUUGCUGCAACUCGAGCUCAAGCAAGAAAGGUCCAAGGAGUGGGAUUAAAGAAGGAAAAAGGGCUAGGAAAAGUGUGUAAAUCAAGGCACUUGUGAAGGGUAUUUCAAGUGAUUUCACAAAGUUGGAAAAGUCGCCGGAAUUGUCGCCGGAGUUGACCAAAAGUCGCCGGAGUUUCACCGGAGUUCAACCAAGAAGGGUAGAACUUCUUAACGCUAGUUCAAGGUUGAAGCUAGGGCUUGCUACCUGCACCUUUCUACGGGUGACAUCAAUCAAGGAAGACGUGAAAUGGAGGGCAGGCGAAUGCGGACCAGGAACAAUCCGAGGGGGCAGGCGCCGGUAACAUCCCAAAGGGGAAGCCGGGCUGCAUCUCGGGGUUCAAGAGGAGGCCGUGGAGGCCGUGGAAGCCGUGGAGGUCAUCAAGCUCAAACUGUGAGUGAUGGCCAUGUAAGCUCGGUGUAUGAAACCAACACCGAGGACUAUGACUCUACGUAUGUUCCUGAGACAGAGCAUGAGGAGACCCCAUAUGAUGGGGGUGACACAUACACCGAUGAGGACAAUGAUGAAAGUGAUGCCCGCUUCGCCCAAAUGGGUGAAUUACUUGAGUGGUAUCAAAAGGAGAAACAGAGGAGAGACCUUAGGCGCCAAGCGAGGCGUGGCUCUCGUGGUGGUUCGGGUCAAGGGAGCCGGGGAGCUUCCGUGGCCACCCCAGCGGCGUCACAAGGUGGGCGUGAAGGAGGUUUUGUUGUGAGAAUCUCCAAGUACCUCAAGGAGGCUAGGGCCUUGGGGUGUAGGUCCUUUGACGGCACCGGUGACAUUACCGUUGCCGCCGAUUGGAUUAAGAAGGUGAAGGAUGCAUCAAGAGACAUGCAAAUCACACCGGACGUGAAGUUGACUGUCGCUUCACGGCUACUUGAAGGGAUAGCCUCUACGUGGUGGGAGAGCGUGGAAGGGAAGUACCAUGGGGAAAUAACAUGGGCGGACUUUGAGCUAGAGUUCUAUGCUCAAUACUACUCCGAGUACGAGGUGAAUGUGAAACGGAGAGAGUACACUAACCUCAAACAGAAAGAUGGCGGCACGGUUAAGCAGCUGGAACAAGAGUUUAGAACCUUGGCGAGGUUCUUGCCAGAGUACGCGGUUGAUGAGAACCGCAUGACGGAGCACUUCUGGGAUGCAUUACUCUUGGACAUCCGCGACCGAGCUACAUACUCUCGCCACAUGUCAUUUAGCGAGGUGGUGGAACAGGGCCUUCUUGGAGAGGCCCAGUGGAAUGAGAGGAAAGCAAGGGACGCCGAAGAGGCGAAGAAGAGGAAGUGGAAUAAUUCGGGGCCACCCGAUCAUUCUCGAAGAAACAACCACGGGGGUGGUGGUGGUGGCGGUGGUUCAUUCAAGGCGCCGGCCCCACCGGCAAAGAAGAACAGGGAUGCGAGGUGGCACGGACCUAGGCCACAGAACUCGGGGCCACCUAGAUGUCCCAAUUGCUCAAAACAACACUUUGGGAAGUGCAAUGAACCACCGAGGUGUUUUAA